Messenger RNA from Larimichthys crocea (large yellow croaker), 2973 nucleotides. Its product is annotated as von Willebrand factor A domain-containing protein 1. The record is from RefSeq and is a predicted model, not a curated record. Gene Ontology annotation, molecular function: protein binding. Lineage: Eukaryota; Metazoa; Chordata; Actinopteri; Sciaenidae. The transcript has 5 exons. The coding region runs from base 165 to 1625 and encodes 486 amino acids.
UGUACGCCGGAGAAAAAAAAGUUUGGAUGAGUCUGCUGAAGAGGAGACAGACUGGAGCAUUAGUGUCUGAGAUCUGUGCGAUGGGAACCGGUGACAGAAGACCUGCUGUUGGUUAUUUCACCUGUUUCUGAUCAGACUCGUGUUUUUAAUGCGGCUCAGACAGGAUGAAAGGCUUUUCACUUCGCUGUCUUGUUCUCAUCUGGGCGAUGUUGCAGCGGAGCGACAUGCAAGUUGCUGUACCUGCCACAGUGCUGAACUGCUGUGAAGGAGAUAUACUCAUCCUGCUGGACUCUUCAGGAAGUGUGUCAAACUACGAGUUCUCACGCAUGUUAUUCUUCGCCGCCGACAUACUUCGCCCCUUCUCAUUAGGCCGUGGGCACGUAAGAGUCGGGCUGCUGCAGGUGGGUACAAAGCCUAACCUGGAGUUUGGCCUGGAUGUCCACAGCAAUCAGCAAAGCCUGCAGAAAUCUAUGCGGAGUGUCAGCCAGCUGAAGGGAGACACCAACACAGAGGCGGCGCUCAGGGUGGCCUGGCGUGUUCUGACAGAGACAGAGGCAAACGUGCCAAGGGUACUGCUAUGGCUGACUGAUGGUGUGCAGCCUGGAGACGUGGACCAGCUAAUGUCUGAGCUGAAAAGGCAGGGAAUUUCUGUGUUAGCUGUGUCUACGGUGCAUGGCAACUAUCAGGUGUUAAAGCGUGCUGUGACGCCACCUCUGGAAUCUCACCUGUACAAUGUGGACAUCGAUAACAUUGAUAUCAUCACAGAGGACCUGAGGGAGGCCAUUAUCAAAAUCAUCGGUGCAGAACGUCUGCACGUUGUCCACUUGACUUCCCACAGUGCUGUGCUGCAGUGGCGUCCUGUUCUGAGGCCAGGCAGUGGUUACUAUAUACUCACGUAUAACUCUGUGAGGAAAAUGGACCCUGAGGCCAGACACAGUCUCCCAGGGGGAUCCAGCAGGAUAGAGCUGACCAACCUGCACCCUGAUACCACCUACACGGCUUCCCUCCGUCCAGAGUUCAACCAGAGGCUGUUUAAAACACUCUCUGUUAACUUCACCACACUUCCCGAUGUAUUAAGCCCGACAGUGGUCUCCGUGUCAGACUCUAGCCCUCAUCAGAUCCGUGUGAGCUGGGGUCCCCUGCAGCCAAAUCGAGUCCAGAGAUAUGUAGUGGAGUACGGAGCUAUUCCAAGUGGACGCGUCCAGACUAUGACCUUACAACGCCAGCAGAACUCCACUUUACUGACUGGCCUGGAGCCGGGCACUCAGUACCUGGUCACAGUCAGUGCUGUGCAUGCGGAUGGAAAAGAAAGAGCCAUGUCGGUGAGGGCAUGCACUCAAGAGGCAGCUUUGCCUGCCCUGGCAGACCUUCAGCUGACCCAGGUGCAGCAUCAGGAGGUGCAGGUAGCGUGGCAUGGCCACCAGGAAGGCUUGAUGGGCUACUGGCUGAGCUGGGAAAGACAAAACUCAUACACCUCCUCCGUCUACCUGCAUCCAAACUCUCAUUCAACGCGGCUCACACAUUUCACACCAGGCAGUCGAGUGUGUGUCUCUCCCGUCUACAGCUCUGGCCGAGGAGACGGGAUAUGCUGCACUGCAGAGAGGAACACGGGUUGGCUGAACUGAGUAUUAUUAUCUGCUUCUUUUUUUUUUCUCUCUCAAUUGCUGCAAUUAUGUUCAUAUGUAGCCGGAUCGGUUCAUUAGCGGAAGUGUAAUUUCCUGAGUCUGCAGCAAUCAGGCAGCCAGAGCAAAACCAAACAAGAAGGGUGAAAUCGAGCAUUUUAGGUGAGGUUGCACAAGAUACAUUAUGCCGGAGUGAAUAUAUUUUCUUAUAUUAAACUUUUUAAAUGACACAAAUUUUUUAUCCCAUAACUCCAGCCAUCAUAAUCAUCGAUUUUUUUCUCCUGGUGUCCUGAAGGCCGUCAGCCACAGCGUUGCACAUUUGUUCAAAUAUAUCAGAGUAUGCAAAAAGGCAAUAUUCACAAUUUAUGAAUGAAGAUAAUAAUUUAUUAUUAUGAUUCACAGUCUGUAAUGUCAGCCUGCUUGGAAAUUGUGCUGUUACAUAAGGGGUAUUUACUUGAAAUUCUAUGCAAACAUUGCCCGGCUUGCAAUUAGUCUGAUAUCAGUGCAAAUUAAAAUGUUCUCUUCUGCUUGCAAGUAUAUGUAAAGUUCUUGAUAUGUAGCAAAUGUAAUUCUGUCUGUCCAUCCUAAUCAGAUCAAAAUCACCUGUCAAUAGAUUACCUGUGAAUUAUAUAUGAGUUUUGGUUAUGACACCUAAAAUAAGAUAAUAUAAGCUUGAGAAAAUAAUAUUUUCAGUCCUUGAGGCACCAUAAACAAAAACAAAAGCUCAAACUUUGCAAGUAGAAAUAUAGGGCCCCUGAUAAACUUUGACCAGAGAAGCUGAAGUACAGUAGCCUGAUAAUCAGACUGAAAUUAAAUUGUUUAAAAGGAAAUAAUGUGAUGUGAGCAUCAAUUCAGAUAUUUGAAACGACCACAUUUUAAUCUAAAGCUGAAGAAGUGUUGAAUGCCAAGAUAAAGGUGAGCUAAGGUAAAGGUUUUUCUCAGGUUUUUCUCUCAUUAGUAGCGGUCUCAAUGCAAAAUGCAUUUUAGCUUCGGUAGGCAACAAAUCAUCGUGAAAAACAUUGCUGCAUCAUGGUACUGCAUCAUUUUUAUAAGCUAUAAUGACCAAAGUUCUGCUUGUUAUGUGCAAUUUGUGUCCAUUCUGGAUUAUUCAUUAUAUGUAAGAUAAGUUUCAAAUGUUUUGGAUCAUGAAUAAGUCAGGAAAAUACUUUUUUUCCCCCUGAACGGACAAUUUUCAUCCAUUUUUCUCUUGGUUUCACUGACUGAUGGACAUUUAGCCCCACUGGCAGCACACAGUAAAAUUGGUGUCAGUGAUAAAACACAGAAUGGAUCAUUGUUGUAUUUUAUGUUUUUGGCUUCAGAUCAGAAUAAAUUGCACACUGGAUCAGCUUCA